UAAACUCGUCUUCAUCUCGGAUGGCCCGAGAGAGUACAUUUUCAGCAAAUUAAAAUUUCUGGAUGAACUGUUCCUUUAAAAUAAUGCUCAUUGCUUCAUAAAAUGUUUUUUCUGUCUGUUUAGUGUCUAUUCAUUUGAUUGCAAUUGUUAUUAAGUUAAGUAGACUGGCAUUGUGUUUUUAUGUUUGUCUGUUGUGUAACGAUAAUGUCAGGAGAAAGUCUUUUGGAUUCAUGUGAUGUUUUUUUAUGAUUCUUAUUUUCCGUUUGAUCUGUGAAGUUGGUGGGGCCGUAUUGUGUAAGUGUGAGUGUCUAUGGAGCUCUAAAAGCAGGAGGAGGUAAGAAGCUUUGAGUGGCAGGCGGUCCUAUGGAAGUGCUCACCGAGAGAGGCCGGCCCCUCGCAGGAUUAAGUGGGAUAGAAAAGGAUUACAAUCUGAGUUUCCAGAGACAUUUUAUAGUAAAAUCACAUGCAUGUUGUCAGGCCAGAAGCAGAAGAUCACCUUAAUAUAAAUCUGAACUGACAAGAUGCUCCGCAGCUAGAAUGAAGAAGCAUCAGUGUGGUAUGGCAGGACUGUAAGAAGGACUCCAGUGAUCUGAUGAACAGAGACAUUUUUUCAUGCGGCAAUCAAUGGAGGAGGAUCCAGUGAUGCAACCUGGACAUGAUGACAAUGAUGUGGGUUUGGCUCAGAUCUUGACCGAAGUGGUAGAGGAAGUGAGACUGUCCAUAGACAGAGACAUUAACGGUGCUGAUCUUCUGUACAGUCUCCUCAGUGCUCCUUGGCUUUACUCUCUUCUCAGGGUAUAUGAGUGUCUGGUGCAGCACAGUCAAGAUGCCCCAAGCCCAUACCUGUCUUAUUCCUUGAGACUAUCUCAGGAGAUUAUGGCCAGUGUGCCAGGACUGGCUGCUCCCUCCUUUGAGGCACAAGAACUUUAUAUUUUGCUGAAAUGCCCUCAUAUGCAGGCUUUGCUCUCUGCUCAUGAUUCUGUGGCCCAGAGGGACUACGGUCCAGUGCUGCUGCCUCUUCCUGACAAACUGCCUGACAAUGAGGAGGCCAUGAGGAUUGUUUGCCUUGUGAAGAAUAAACAGCCUCUGGGCGCAACUAUUAGGAAGAAUGAAAAAACAGGGAAUAUCUUUAUUGCAAGGGUGAUACAUGGAGGACUGGCAGAUCGCAGUGGACUUCUUCAUCCUGGCGACAAGCUGGUGGAAGUGAAUGGACAGAAAGUGCGGGGACUGCAGCCUGAGCACAUCAUUCAGAGGCUGGUGCAAUCUCAAGGAAAUAUUCUUUUUAAAGUGAUCCCUAAUACACCACAACCCACCAACAGCCAACCAGCCCUGCAUGUGAGAGCCAUGGUGGAUUACAGUCCUCUGCAGGACCCCACGAUCCCCUGCCCAGAUGCAGGCAUGGCCUUCAGUAAAGGAGACUUGCUGAAGAUUGUUGACCAGACGGACAUCCGAUGGUGGCAGGCCAGGAAACUCCACAGUGCCUCAUUGUGUUGUGGCCUCAUCCCCUCCACUAACCAGUUCAAAUGUAAGCAAAGAGAGUUGUGGUGGUCCCAACCUUAUCAGGCUCACACCUGCAUCAGACCCUUGAGUGCAACAGAUGUUGGAGAAGAGGAGAUAUCAGAUGAGAACAAAUGCAUUGAAACAGAUGGAGAUUUUGAGUUCGAGGAGGGUGAGAAUGGUGAAUAUAUGCAGGGAUUAUAUAUAGCGGGGUUCCGACACAGUCUGCGUGUAUGGAGGAGGAAAUCAAACAGUAAGCGAAAGCCGUCAUGUUAUUCCUGUGGUGUCAGCAGCUGCCAUAACACCUCAGCCACCCUUUAUGAAGAGGUGGUCCACUACCAGCGCCACAUAGACGAUCCCCCCCGUCUCAUUGUGCUCAUUGGUCCAUCGGGAGUUGGUGUUAAUGAACUACGCAGGAGGCUAAUCAAAAUCAACCCUAAUACGUACCAGGGACCAAUAUCUCACACAACACGGUCCCAGAAAAUGGGUGAGAAGAAUGGGCGUGAAUAUUACUUUGUGACCAAGGAAGUGUUCGCGUACAUGGUGGUUAAUCACAAAUUUCUCGAGUAUGGAGAGCAUAAUGGACACAUGUACGGCACCAGCUUAGACUCGGUCCAAGAUGUUUUGGACAAUGGAAAAAUAUGUGUUAUUGACCUUGAACCUCAUUGCAUUCAUUCAGUCAGAUCCAAGAAGCUGAAGCCCUACAUCAUAUAUGUGCGGCCUCCGUCUCCGGCCCGCAUGAAGCAAACAAGAAAAGACCCACAUUUUCUUUCCAAUAGAUACAUCAAGAGAUACUUUUCUGACAAAGACUUUGAGGAGAUUGAGGAAGCAAGCAGGACUAUGGAGGCCAAGUAUCGUCAGUACUUUGACUGUGUGAUUGUGAACGAUGAUCUGCAAGAUUCAUGCAUGGAUCUGUUCACGGCUAUACAACAUGCUCAAGAAGAACCACAGUGGAUUCCUGCCAGCUGGUUUGCUCCCGAUCAUCCAUGAUGCAUAAGAACAAACAAGGGGAUUUUUGAAUGGAUGUAAUUAAUGUAAAAACAAAUGCCUUUGUUAGUAGUUUAGGAAAAAUGAACUUUCAUGUGAACCCCUGAGUAAAAUUGUGCAAUUGUUACCAACAAUCGUCUGGAUUAUCAUUUUACAGGCAGUACAUAGUACAUAUACUGUAAACACAUGUUUAGGCCUCGAGGGUCUUCACUAAUGUCUUAUGAGAUCUAUAGGUUUAUUUCUGGUGAUUUCAACUAUGUUUACACUAGUGUAGAAGCAUGUGCUCAUGCAUGUGCUAAAGUUGAGUUGCAAAUACGACCAAGUCAAAAGAGCUCUCACAAAAGCUACAGAGAAGAAAUAUCAUUACAAAAGGCUGCAAGACAUCACUAAGGCUGAUGAUACACAGGGCGAAUGUAUAAGCAGUUUUGCCGGGCAGCUGUUUUGAGCAACAUUGCUCAAGCACUUUCCCAUUGAGAAUGGGUAACACAUUUCUAUCUGGAUACUUCACCUGGUUGCCUGUUGACGGCAGCAUUGCUCAAAAAGUUGCCCCGUGUAUCAUCAGUCUAAAUUAAAAGACACAACUGACAGCCUUACUCAAGUUUAAAAUGUGUUGUACCAGAAAAACUCUGAUGGCGUUAAAGAGAAAGCACAAUAUCAUCAAGGGGAAUAAACCCUAGAUUUACCUGCAAGAUGGCCUGAUGAAAGAAUGAAGAAACAUUUCAAUGGAGCAUAUUGGAGGAACACUAUACAAAUAUGGCCUUCAUGUCAGGACACCUUACCGAAUUCCACUCUUCACAAAUAAUAUAAAAGGCUGACUUGAAUAUGCUAAUAUUAAUUUGUGGAGUUCAGAAAAAAAUGUUUUAUAGCGUAAUGUGACCAAACUGAACUUUUUGGACCCAUGGACCCAAAAAAAAAGGCAAAGCUUAUGAGCAGGAGAAGACCAUUCCCAUAGUCAAACGUGGUGGAGCAAUCCUGUAUGAAGGACAUUAUGGAUUCUUGGAAGUAUCAGGCCAUUUUGGCGAAGACUGAUGUCUUCAAUAUAGAGACUGAAACUGAUGAUCAUUGGACUGCAGAACAAUUAUCCAAUAGUAUACAUCCACAACUUCUGGGCUAAGAUUUAAGAGGAGAGGUGUCAGAAGCUUGUGAGCACUUA
This is a messenger RNA of Onychostoma macrolepis, 3637 nucleotides long. RefSeq names its product MAGUK p55 scaffold protein 4a (gene mpp4a). Gene Ontology annotation, molecular function: protein binding. The record is from RefSeq and is a predicted model, not a curated record. Lineage: Eukaryota; Metazoa; Chordata; Actinopteri; Cypriniformes; Cyprinidae. Gene Ontology annotation, cellular component: adherens junction; plasma membrane. The transcript is spliced from 21 exons. Bases 613 to 2487 code for a protein of 624 amino acids.